AUCAUUACGAUGAAGCCUGGCAGCUCGCCGCUCAGCAGAAACAUGGCGGCCAGGUACAGAUCUUCAUCUGAGGAGCUCUCCCCCAGCUCAGCUGGCUUAUCUGGGGUGUGAUGCUGAUCGACAGGAAAGGGACUGGGUUGUAGAGUGGUGGUAGCAGGGAUCUGAGUCCACUUUCUUCUCAGAUGAUGGGUGCCACCGCAGGCAAUUCAUGGGGCGCCGCCCAGACGGCCUUCGCAGUCCUGUCAUUCUUUCUUUUCACCACAUUGGACUGCUUUGAUUGGGGCCUGGGCUGGUUUUACUUCUGCCUUGACGCCCUGCUUCAGGCUGACUACGACCCGCACAGCCCCCUUGAAACCUCCUUAUCGCGCGGCGGCGCUAGGCGAAGCUCGUCUGAUCAUUCAGGAGGAAGAGCCCGUUCGCAUCGCCACGGAUCAUACUCUGACGGGGUGGUGGGAACGUGCACCAAGGAGCCGCUGUCGGUGUGCGUUUGCAAGCAAUUGGGGGAGAGCGGCAGAGCCCGCCGGCUGCGCGCCAUAAGAGAUGGCAGGUGGCAUAAGUGCUCGUGCUGGGGGUGGCAACUAGAUGCGGACCGCUCGUACCGUGAGCAUCGGAACGGGCUGCAUGCACCAACUGAUGGUGGUGUGAAAAGCCCCCAGCCUACACUGCCCGCAGAAGUGGAUCCUUUAGCGGGCGCCCCAGAUGCUGGAGACCCCUCUGUUAUGAAAGCCCAGAAAACCAACCCGGUGUUGCACUCCCCCGGAGAAACUCCAGAUCAGAGUCCCGCUGCGCAAACCCCCCCAGUUCAGGAUCGACCUCCGGCGCCCUCUGAAUUCAGCUUUCCUGUGAACCUCGCCGGGUCUAGCUCAGAUGCCAAAACUGCUGACUCAUUGCUUCACGACGGGCAGGUCCGCCAUAAAUAUGCUGCAACGUCAGGAUUCCCCAACAAUCCUGACAAGUCCGGCGGGCAAACACAAAAGUCAAGAGCAACUAGGAAAGGGAGAGGGUCAACCAAGCGUGUGUACGUGGGGCGUUGGUCCGAUUGCCAGUGUCCGCACUGUAAGGAAGUUCGGAUGCAAAGUCACCGGACGCUCUUCGUGCGACAGAUUGGGCGGGGCGUAAAGAGGAGGGCUGACGCGGGGGCUAAUUUGAACGCUACCAAAGAGAGUGGGCCCAGAACCGGGAUCAAAGCGGCCAGGGGGGAUCAGAAACUUGUCGACAGUCAUGGCGGGAGGAAUGGAGUGAUUAGAAACGGGGAGCUGAAAACGACCAAAGUCGUGGCGAUAGAUGUCAGAAAGAAAGAAGGGGGGUUUGAAUCUCAAAAGCUUCUCCCAAGCCCCUUGGGAAAAAGACUUUCUAUGAACGGGGGCGUCUCACAUAUCUUAUCCCCAAGCUUGGGCAACUCUGAGUCGGGUGGAAGAGAAAAGCCGGACUUGAUCUUUCUGCACGGAUACUGCGCAUCGUCCAACUUUUGGUUGGACACAAUCUUUCCGCACCUCCCUCCAGCCCUGCUUGCUGCACGGCGCAUAUUUGCGCCUGACCUCCUAGGCACCGGAAAGAGCCCCCGGCCGCAUGACUGUCACUACACCCUCAAGGACCACGUGGAGGCCCUCGAGUCGUCCGUCCUCGCGCGCCACGAUGUGCGCGCCUUCCACGUCAUUGGCCACUCGAUGGGCUCGCUGAUGGCUGUCGUUCUCGCGGCGCGGAACGUUUCCCGGGUGCGUUCCGUCACAUUAUUAGCCCCCGUUUACGCGGACAUGGCCGCCCCCGAAAUCCCCCCCUGCGAAGCACUGAUGAACAUAUGGGCGCCCGGGAGGGUGGAAAAGUGGGGGCGACUUCCGAGGGCGUUGUGGCAGCGGUUCUUGAGCUCGAUUCCUCGCUGGUACCUUCAUUUCGCGCGCUUCAACAGCCAGGUGCUCUACUCGCGGCACAGCUGGCUCGAGGCGGCAGCGCGCCACGUGUUGCCCCGGUCGCUGCCCACGAGCUUCAUCAGCGACUUCCUGCGCGACACGUGGGACGUCCAGAUCCACAUGUUCAACAACACGCUUCUCGGGGGAGGGCACGCGCUGGACUCGGCAUACCAGGUCUUAGCGGACGCGGGCGUCCGAGUCCUGGUCGACCACGGCACGUCCGACGUCACGUGUCCGAUCGUCGGCAGCGAAGCGCUCGCGCGCAAAUACGCCAACGUGGAGCUGCGGCGCUGCGAGGGCGCGGAUCACUUAGAAGUGGUCCUCGGACGGGAACGGGAGGUCAUGAUUGGGAUCUUGGAAGAAGUGACCCUCGGAGAACAGCGGCGCCGCGCGGAGCAAGUCGAGUCGGCGGGGCGCAGCCCGAUCUAGUUCUCUUCGCGCCGAGGAUGGGGGCUCGUGAUUGAGGUUUUAGGACAGUAGCUGGGGUGUGACGAUGGUGGCGCGCCGCGCGGAUAGAAUCGGCUGAACGCAGCACGGUUUAGUUAGACUAUCAAAGCUAUUGUUUGUGAUUCGCGCGGGCAGGGGCACGGGCUCGAGAUUCCAGAAGCAGCGGCCGGGGCGGAGCAGCGGCGCAAUGGCACGCCGGUGGAGUCAGCGGGGCUCAGUUCGGUCUAGUUAUGAUGGUCACUAUUCGUACUCGCCAUAGCCAAUAGGCCAUAGGCUUAAUGAUGUAACAGUGACGAGCGAGAGGGGCUUUAUGUCUGUCGUUGGGCCGGGUGUUAGAGAUGGUCGGCACGAUGAGAAUAGAGCCAAAAGCAACGGGUGCGGACGGUGGCGACUGAGAGGGGCGCUGCGCAUUAAUAAAUUAGCUUCAAAAUUGGUUGGAGUAACACAUAUUGAGCUUCGUCAAGUAUUAUGGUAUAUAAAGCUGAGGCGGUAUUCGAUAGCUGCGCCGCCCGCAAAUUACCCGUAGUCGAGUCAAAAGCAUUUACAUCCAACCAUUUUUUGAGGCUUGAGGUCUAUAUCACCUACUCUACAUUACAAGUGGAUCAUCAUUGGGGACGAGGUCGUAUUGGAAUUGUUACCAGAAGGGAUACAAGAUUCUUAUGAUUGACAAUUGAUCUAUAGACAAUGCUCG
Klebsormidium nitens is the source of this 3045-nucleotide messenger RNA. The record is from the annotation of a GenBank genome assembly. NCBI's taxonomy places the organism in Eukaryota, Viridiplantae, Streptophyta, Klebsormidiophyceae, Klebsormidiales, Klebsormidiaceae.